Molecule: messenger RNA, 7877 nt
Organism: Bubalus bubalis (water buffalo)
Lineage: Eukaryota; Metazoa; Chordata; Mammalia; Artiodactyla; Bovidae
Gene: PPM1L
Product: protein phosphatase, Mg2+/Mn2+ dependent 1L
Exons: 4
Coding region: 1913-2458 (181 amino acids)
Biological process (GO): negative regulation of canonical NF-kappaB signal transduction; protein dephosphorylation; positive regulation of canonical Wnt signaling pathway
Cellular component (GO): cytosol; nucleus
Molecular function (GO): cation binding; protein serine/threonine phosphatase activity
Source: RefSeq, a predicted model, not a curated record
ACAGAGUUGGACAUGAAUGAGCGACUGAACUGAACUGAACUGAGGGUGUAUAUAUGUUAAUCCUUAACUUCUUAUUUACGCCCCCUCUUCUUUGGUAACUGCAAGUUUGUUUUCUAUGUCUGUGGGUCUGUUUUUGUUUUGUAUAUAGAUUCAUUUGUAUGAUUUUUUUUUUUUUUUUUUAGAUUUCACAUACCUUUUAAAGAGUGUUCUUCAAUAGGAACACCAACUUCAUUUGCUAAUGAUACUUUUAAAAUCUUUCCUUUGGCAGUGACUUUGGAAAACACUAUGUUGCAAAACAUGGUGUUAAGCUUGCACUGAUGAGGUAUUUCUGGAAUCCUCUUAGGUGGAAAACAUGGAACAGCUUGGGGACAUUUUAUUAAAUCCCAGUUUGCAUCUGGUUCCCUAAGGUCUACCUGAGUGUUCUGGAAUCCACAGGAAUACCAUUUACUUACCAGAUGGAAUUAUCCCAGUGUGGCCCCCCGGGGCAGAAAUGGAAUUUGGCAACGUGGUGUUGGGAAUUUGGAUCUACGUAUUGUAAGUUGAUGAUGGACAGGGAGGCCUGGCAUGCUGCGAUUCAUGGGGUCCCGAAGAGUCAGACACGACUGAGCUACUGAACUGAACUGAACUGAACUGAUUGUAAGUCAGUGUGGAGUUCUCAGAGUCCAAGACUUCCUUUAUCUGUAUAUUUCUUCUCCUGAUAGCAUACUUUCUUAAAAGAGAGCUUGGGAAGUUGCUUGUUAAGGCCUUUCCCAGAAUUCAGCCGUAUUCUCACAGGGAGGACUUAGUGAACACAGUAGUUAACUAUUGAGAUUAUUUUCAGAGGAUCAAAGGUCAUAUUAUAGAGUAAUGUGGUUUUAUAGACACUCAUUUCAUUUUCUUUGAUUCUAGAAUAAGGAAAAUGAAUGUAGAACUCUUAUUUCCAAACAUGAAAUGGUGAUUACAGGUACAAUUCCUUUGUGUAUUCUCAGUGUGUAAUGACAACAUUGGAAAGGAAAUUGAUUAGUAUUUCUAAAACAGCAGGAAAAUGAUUUCCUGCCCAAACAUUGAUUAAUCUUUGAAUAGGCUUUCUUAUAAUCCCUUUUUUCCAUAGACUGCAGGGUGCAGCACAGUCAUAUUUUAUGUGGAGUCAAGCAGAGAAACUACUUGCUGCGAUUAAACUUAUUGCUGCUUUUUUCAGCAGGUGGAAAUAGUUUUGUCUUCAGUAGUUAUCCUUUCCUGGCUUGAGAACACAUUGGGACUUCUAUAGUUUUAUUUUAAGAAACUGUUGUCCUAUAUUAUGACAUGUGGAAACAAUGAAAUAAUGAAAUUUUCUGAUGAUAUAUACUCCCGUGUUUGGCUUACAAAUAGUAACUUGCUUAGCAUCCUGGCAUGAAUGCUUUAAAAUCCUAUUAUCUGAAGCUCAUGUAAUAUUAAUUUGUUACUGGUUAGAGGUAAUAUAAAAUAUAGUGAAAAAGAAGACUGAAGUCUGUUCCCUCAGGGAACUUAAGAUUUAUUUGAGGACUUAAGACAUAGAAAUAGGAUAAAGAAAUAUUAGUAUGAGAGAGUUUAUAUUGAGCCCCAAAUGAGUGGUUUUGAAUAUUACAUAACCUAAUUUAGGACUUCAAAGGGAGAGAGACUUUUUAUGCAUCCUGAUGUGGCUGGUGACGACUCAUACAAGAGCUGGGCCUUGAGUUGGUCCUUGGAAAUAGGAAGGAUUCAGCCAGGAGGACAAGGGUAGGAGGGAUGAUGGCAUUACCAAAGAUGGCUGGACUGGAAUGUGCCUGCCUUUUCAACAACAGCAGCUGAAUAUGUAAAAUCUCGACUCCCAGAGGCCCUUAAGCAGCAUCUUCAAGACUACGAGAAAGACAAAGAAAAUAGUGUAUUGUCUUACCAGACCAUUCUUGAACAGCAGAUUCUAUCAAUUGACCGAGAAAUGCUAGAAAAAUUGACUGUAUCCUAUGAUGAAGCAGGUACAACGUGUUUGAUUGCUCUGCUAUCAGAUAAAGACCUCACUGUGGCCAACGUGGGUGACUCGCGUGGGGUCCUAUGUGACAAGGAUGGGAACGCCAUUCCUUUGUCUCAUGAUCACAAACCCUACCAGCUGAAGGAGAGGAAGAGGAUAAAGAGAGCCGGUGGUUUUAUCAGUUUCAAUGGCUCCUGGAGGGUCCAGGGGAUCCUGGCCAUGUCUCGAUCGCUGGGGGAUUAUCCACUGAAAAACCUCAAUGUGGUCAUCCCAGACCCAGAUAUCCUGACCUUUGACUUGGACAAGCUCCAGCCCGAGUUCAUGAUCUUGGCAUCAGAUGGCCUCUGGGAUGCUUUCAGCAACGAGGAAGCUGUUCGAUUCAUCAAGGACCGCUUGGAUGAACCUCACUUUGGGGCCAAGAGCAUCGUUUUACAGUCCUUUUACAGAGGCUGCCCUGACAAUAUAACAGUCAUGGUGGUGAAGUUCAGGAAUAGCAGCAAAACAGAAGAGCAGUGAACCCUUCGGGGUCUCAGCUGCCUUAGACUAAAGGACUUUCAACACACUGGUCUCUUUUAAUGUAGUGAAAGGUGUGGAGUUACAAUUAGGAUCAUCCAUCCCAGACAUGGGGUUCCCCGUCCCCAACUGUCUUAAGUCUAUGUGCUGUGUGAACAGAGGGUGCUCUUGGCCAAUGUAGUUGAGAUGCUGGAAAGUGGUUUCUUCGUGUUUUCCCAACUCUUUCAUCCAAUGUCCAAAUAUAUAUAGCUGUAGAGUCCCAUGUAUGAAGUGAAAGGUGUAUGUGCCAUAUAUUCUCCUUUGACAUUUGCUUUCAAGAUCCCUUACAGGGCCCUCCGAUCAUCAGACUUUGUGUCCUCUCGCUGGAGCAAUGAGCAGGGCAGGACUCCCAGGAGAAGCUGUGGGUAACUCAUGAGUCAGAGCCACUGUGGCCCCUUGCUGAGAGGCAGAGCUGUCCCUAGGGUGCUUUGUCCUCCUAAGCCCAGUUUUUCUGCUCUGCAGCAGCCCAGAAACAGAUUUGAAAAUGGUUUAUUAUUCCACAGCUGUUCUUGAAGGCUGAGGGAAGUGGGGAGGAGGAGAACCACGUGCACCCCUGAAGUCACCUUCCCCCGCCUUCAUUAGUUAAAGAGACUUUGUAUACCACCCAACCAGUCUUUGUGUGUUUAUCCUAAUCGUGCAUGGCCUUAACCUUUUGCUUACACCUUACCUAAUGGAAUAGGCAGCUGUUAAACUUUACCACCAGACACCGUGAUUUUUUUACAGUACCAAGUGGAAAAAAGCAAAUCGCAAUACCGUAAUUCCUUUUACCUUUAAGGAUAGAUGGGGAAAUCACAGCCAAAUAAGGCACAGCAUCCCCUGGGAAGUUUGCUGCUUUGCAUUGGUAGAGAAGGCUACUGAGGUUGCCUUCCUGACUUGAGUGCCAGCUGCCCGGUUUUGUGCAUUUCUUUCUCUCCAAGUAGCUUUUGAGUGUCUCUCAAGUGUUCUGAGAAGCAGCUGCAUAGAACUGCAUGUGUGCCCCCUGAAGCCAUUCAGAGUCCCCAGCCUCCUGUUGGAAUUUGGUAGUAAAUUACUGGGAUGUGCUUCUGCUAGAUGGUGGAAAGGCAGCAGUCUUUAAUGUUUGGUUGCAAACCAUUGAGUUAUUUUGGGGCCAGACCUGCUACUUUUCAUUUCUUAUCACCAAUGUCACGUUUCCAAUCUCAGUAUUUUAUUAUGGAAAAUGCUGGGCUCAAAGAGCCAAACAAGAUUUUCAUGGCAUCCCCACCCAGUCUGUGUCUGAAAAACCAGGGCAUCCACCUGGUUUUGUCCUUCCAGAGUGGGCAUUUGUCUUUAUGGCUUCUCCGAGGCCCCAUUCGCUGACCACCUCAUCCCCUGCCUUCUUCAAAUGUGGAAGGUCCUAGGAGAGAACUUGGGAGGAUGCAAAGAUCCCCUUGUGGCUGCCGAGGACUGGGAUCUGUCUGGAUCCCUCUGAGCUCUUAACCUUUCUUUAACUGAAAGAAUAAUGGUGUCCCAAGCGAUGUACUUACUUUUGUAAACUAACAUUGGAAUCUACGAUAUUAGAAUUAGAACCUUGGUUUUGGUUUUUUUAAGUGUAGCAUGUUCCAGUACAAAAUACCUGCCUCCAUGUUAGACUGGAGUCUCUGCCUCUUGAGAGGCACAACGUUUGGAUGUGUGUAUUUGAGGUGGGGGUGGGGAGGGAGUUGUGGGAAACAUGCUGGUUAUGACCAUUGAUGGGAUGGUCGGGCCAGGUGGCCUGAGUCUGGGGAUUCGGGACAUUCUGAUUAUGAAGUUACUGGAGCCCACCCUCUACCUGGAGUCCAGGAGUAACCAGUGUCAGCAUGUUACAGUACAUAGUUAAUUUUCCUUUUUCUAUUUUUAACUUAACCCAGAAUUCAUAAAUAACCAUGGAAAGACCUUUUUAAGUUCUGUGAUCACUGUUAUUGUGUAAAAUGAAAAUGGUACUGUUUUGGUGAAGAUGAAGAAGAAAAGCUACUAAAUUAGUAAAUCAGUGUUUCUCUGCCCUGUGAAAUGUUUUAGUAGAUGGUGCUGAGUGCAGGAGUGUGUGGCUUUCCCUCUGACUGAGGUUCACAAGGCAUCUUCUAAACUUUUCUUUGUAGAAAUGAACCCAUUCCUGACUUGAACCAAGUAGUGUGUGUAUUUUUUACUGCCUCUUUUUCUCCCAGUUUGGCUUGUAGAUUUUUGAAACAGGCAAAAAUAGCUGCAAUUUGAUGAAUAGUUAUGUCUCAAGUCAGGCUACUUUGUUCCCUCCCCCAUUAUCCUGGAGCUUGUUAGCUCUCUCUCUCUCUCUCUCUCAGCUGCCUCCAGCCUCUGGGGGUCUGCAGACCUCACCCGGGGUGCCCUGUGGCUCUUCAGCCAGCCGCCCCAUUUUCUAGGGACAGGAAGGUUGAGUCUAAUUAGGGAAACUGACUUGAGAAGUUUGCAUGUGAAGCUUCCUGAAAUAGCACUACCAAAGCUUUGGAACCAUCACCCCAGCUUCCCAGCCCGAGUUCGCGUUGCCAAUAGCCCCCAUGGUGCCAAAUUGUGGAAUGGUUUUAUAGUCUUUAAGAAAUGAAGCUGGGAACCAAUGAUCAUGUGCUUAUGACCCCCCCAGCAAGAUGCCAAGCCCAGGUCUUCAUUAAUGCGCUGCUUUCCUGCUGCUCUGGUGGCAAUUUGUACUCUUACAACGGCUCAGAAUUUGGUGGGGGGUGGGGGGUGGCGGGGAGGGGAGAAGGCACGGAAACUUUUUUUUUAAAAGUCACUGUAUUUGCAGAUCUCUAGUGAAAGGAAUAAAUAAUACUUACAUGGAAAAUUCUGAAACUAGCUCCCAAGACCAGCAUUUAUUUUAUGUGACCAACUUGCCCAAAGCACUUGACUCUGAGGUCACCAUUCUAACACAGCAUAACUGUACAUGUUCCUGGUAACCAAGGCUACAUUCUGUUCCUAGCCUUGGACUGAAGGCAUUGGCCUCUAGCGUCUUGUCUAUGUGGUAAGAGUAUUACAGAGUGUUUUACAGAGUGAAGGAGCAUAUGAAAGUGAAAGUGUUAGUCACUCAGUUGGGUCCCACUCUUUGCGACCCCAUGGACUGGAGCCUCCCAGGCUCCUCUAUCCAUGGGAUUCUCCAGGCAAGAGUACUGGAGUGGGGUGCCAUUGCCUUCUCCAGAGAUCUUCCUGACCCAGAGAUCAAACCUGGGUUCCCUGCAUUGCAGGCGGAUUCGUUACCGUCUGAACACCAGGGAGCCCAUGCAAUUUGGAUAUUUAAAAUGGGCCUUAUUGCAUACAACUGAUGUGAUUUCAACCCAUGAACAUUUUGUGCAGACAGGAUUAUGUGAGUGAUGGCAUCACCAACCCUAUCUCAAGUGGUUCUAGGAAGUUGAUUACACAAUUGAAUUGGAUCACUGGAAUGUUCAUCCAUACAUGAGGGAUUCACAAAGGGAGUGAUCACUUCUUCCUUUGCCAAGUAUACUUUGAUUUUCCUGACUCCCCCUCCCUCCCCCGAAUUGAUGCUAGAUCUAACUCUCUUGCAACUGGGAACACAGAAAGUUUAGAAAGGGCAACAGUUCAUUGUACAUUUGGAGGUACAGUAAUCCAUACUCUGGAUAAGGUUUUAUUUUCCAGUGAUCUCAGAAAAUUGUUUCCUUCUUUCGACCCAGUAUGAGACUGAUUUUGAUGUUCCCCUAAAUUGCCUUAGCUCAUCACACCAGCAUUCCUGACCUAGCUCUGCAGAAAUGACAUGACCAUUAGAUACCAUAAAGUAAAGUAAAAUAAAUUUGCUCAGUCGUGUCCAACUCUUUGCAACCCCAUGGACUGUAGCCUUCCAGGCUCCUCUGUCCAUGGGAUUUUCCAGGCAAGAGUACUGGAGUAGGUUGUCAUUUCCUUCUCCAGGGGAUCUUCCCAACCCAGGGAUCGAACCAUGGUCUCCAGCAUUGCAGACAGACGCUUUACCGUCUGAGCCACCAGGGAAGCCCAUUAGACUAGAGCCUUUUUAAUUGCCCCUGGAUUAACUCAUUCACAUCUAGACUUUGAAGCUAAUUAGUUGAGCACUGCAGGAGUGUUCCCCCAGCAUGUUCCACAGGACACAAGCUCCAAAGAUACUCUUCCUCAUAUAGGGUUCCAGGGUCAAAAGAAUUUUGGAAAACAUACUAUCUUAGAAAGUUAGUACAUUGAAGGUUCUAAUUUAAAUAUCCUCUGAAGAAAGCUAAAAAAAAAAAAAAAAAAAUACCGCAUAUGUAGUUCUAGUGUUUGCCAGAUUCAUCUGACCAUGGAAACUUUUUUUUGAGUAAUACCUAGUAACACUCCAAGAAGCCUGUGUUCCAUAGGAAGCCCUUUGGGAAAUUCUGCUCUAUGGAAAUAUUACUGUUUUCUCAUUCACUGUGACUCUUAGUGGUUGCAGCAUAGUUUGCCAAAUAUUUAGAAGCACUCAUCCUUUCAUGGAAGAGGCUGAUUUGUUAAUGAAAGCAGUAUUAAGAAAUAGUAUGAUUUACUUUGACCUUCAGCAGCCUCACAUUGAUAGUAGAAGCUUGGUGAUCUUGCUUGAAACUCUAAACAUGGGGUCCCUUCUUUUUGUAUGAAUAAUAAGCAAAAACCUUGCUACAGCUAAGGAUUUUUAAAAUUCGUUCCAAGAGCUUUUAGUUGCUUUUUUGAAGUUAUCUUUGCUUUUCAGGUAGAAUCAAAAUAAAUACUUACAUUUUAUCACUAUGUGAGAGUAAGAAAAUCUAUUUAAAAUAAUAGAAAAGGGAGGAUAGCAGAUUUGGUAUUAAUUCAUUUUUUAAAUUCUAACUAGACUUUUAAAAAUUAUGUAUCCAUUGUAUAAUAAUGGAAAUGUAAACUAUUUACAUUUAUUUACUCUCUUUUCUUAUUCAUUCUAAAAUCCCUAUCCCAUGUUGUCCCAUCUUUCACGUUUUAUAUAUAUAAUUAAGUUUGGCAAGUUAUUUCUUGCCUAAAAUGUAAGGCUUGACUAUAGCUCCAUAAUUGUCACUCUCAGCCUGGGUAAUAUGUUCAGAAAGCUCUGAGAGAGAAUCCACACCACAGAGGAAAUAAAUCUAGUUGAAAACAUGGUACAAAGUGAAUUUACAGUAAAGUCAUUAUCUUAAAAUUACAGCCAGUAUUUAGGAAUACACUCUUUCGUUUUUAUCCAAAAUAGCAUAAAACUGAAAGUAAGACCACUUAGACUAGGUGACAGAUUGCACAGAGCAAGUGAUUGUGAGGUUUCCAUUAUAUACCUGAUUCUAAACUUGUUUUCUAGUAUGUAAGUUUAUUUGCUAAUUCUUAAUAAUGUUGAGGCUUUGUCCAUUAUUUUUUAUUUUUACCACUGUUAAGCUGCAAACUGUUUAACCAAGGGUUGAUUAUGAUCAUGUUCGUGUGUUUAGUAAUAACCACACCUUCAUUUGUACAAUCACUUCAAUAAAUCCAAGUUAAGGACUUUGAA